Molecule: messenger RNA, 4012 nt
Organism: Conger conger (European conger)
Lineage: Eukaryota; Metazoa; Chordata; Actinopteri; Anguilliformes; Congridae
Product: zinc finger protein 709-like
Exons: 7
Coding region: 364-3543 (1059 amino acids)
Biological process (GO): regulation of transcription by RNA polymerase II
Molecular function (GO): RNA polymerase II cis-regulatory region sequence-specific DNA binding; DNA-binding transcription factor activity
Source: RefSeq, a predicted model, not a curated record
UGUGUGAUCUUGGUGAAGAGAGAACCGACCCACUUCAAGCCAUUCCAUAAAUUGGAGUACGCCGCAAAGGUCAGGAUCAAGACUGUUGGACGACCAACUUCACAGGUUGCUGAGUUUGGCGGAGCUGUUCAGCCUGCGGAAAUUGGGAAUUUUACGGGCGAUCCGCUGCGCAAUACGAAAGCUCCUGCUUGACGAAUAGGCACUGCUAACGUGCUGAGCACCAAUAUUAGACUAUUCAUAAAACAAAGAAAGCGACCUUGACGUGACAAUUGGUGGAUUCCACACAGCUCACAGAAGCAAAUAUCCCAUUAGAAUUCACGUGUAAUUUUCAGAGCUUCAAGCCCCGCCUCUUCAGGUGAAGACAUGAAGACAGAACCUGUGAUGGACAGCACAGAUUACACAGGGCUGGAGCUCAGAUCCUGUCUGAUUAAAAGUGAAGACGCAGAGGAGAGUAUAGAGGGGAAGAAUGGAUGUGGGAUGAGCAGGGAGGAAGAACUCAUUCUCUCCAACAUAAAGGAAGAGGAGGAGGAAGGUGGGGAGAGGCAGAGGGAGGAGGUGAAGAUGGAGGAUGGUGUGAAAGUUGAAGACGUUGAAAGAAAUGACUGGAACCCAGAAAAUGAGGGGGAUGUAAUGGACCAAACCCUCCAGACUGACAGGAUAUCAGAUUUCAAACAGGAAGAGGAAAGCUUGGUUACUUCCUUUGUUAUCAAACAGUCUACAGUACCAUCCGCUGAAUCUCCUGCCAUCUCCCCCAGGGCUGGAAAUACAGGGCUGUCUGAUGUGUUUGCCUGUUCCCCGUGUGGGAAGAGCUUCAAGACUCCGUCUCAGUUGACGAUACAUCAGCGAACCCAUACAGGGGAGCGUCCAUACCACUGCUCCCAGUGUGGGAAGAGUUUUCGUCAGUCAGGUGGUCUAACGGCACACCAGCGAGAUCAUUCAGGGGAGCGCCCGUACCCCUGCCCCCAGUGUGAGAUGAGCUUCAAGAGUUCAACACACUUGACUCUACAUGAGCGAACCCAUGGAGGUGAGCGCCCAUACCAUUGCUCCCAAUGUGGACAGACGUUCCGUCAUUCCAACACUCUGAAGCUACACCAGCAAAGUCAUACAGGAGAACGGCCAUACCAGUGCUCCCAGUGCGAGAAGAGCUUCGGUCAUCUAAGCAGUCUGAAAUCACAUCAGCGGCGUCAUACAGGAGAACGGCCAUACCAGUGCUCCCAGUGCGAGAAGAGCUUUGGUCAUCUCAGCAGUCUGAAGUCACACCAGCGUUGUCAUACAGGGGAGCGCCCAUACCUCUGCUCCCUGUGUGGGAAGAGCUUCCAAAAGAAAGGGAACCUGAUGGUACACCAGCGAAUCCAUACAGGUGAGCACCCAUACCUCUGCUCACAGUGUGGGAAGAGCUUCCAAAGUAAAGCGAACCUGACAGUACACCAGAGAACCCAUACAGGUGAGCGCCCAUACCACUGCUCCCAAUGUGAACAGACAUUCCGUCAUUCCACCAGUCUGAAGUCACACCUGCGUUGUCAUACAGGUGAGCACCCAUAUCUCUGCUCCCUGUGUGGGAAGAGCUUCCAAAGUAAAGCAAAUCUAAUGGUACACCAGCGAAUCCAUACAGGUGAGCACCCGUACCUCUGCUCACAGUGUGGGAAGAGCUUCCAAAAGAAAGGGAACCUGACUGUACACCAACGAACCCAUACAGGUGAGCGCCCAUACCACUGCUCCCAAUGUGAACAGACAUUCCGUCAUUCCACCAGUCUGAAGUCACACCUGCGUUGCCAUACAGGGGAGCACCCAUACCACUGCUCCCAGUGCGAGAAGAGCUUUAAAUGUAAAUCUCACUUGAUGGUACACCAGCGAACUCAUGUAAGGGAGCAGGUGCACCAGUGCUCCCAGUGUGGGAAGAAAUUCAGCUGUAAAGCAAACCUGAUUGAACACCAGCGAGUUCAUACGGGAGAGCGCCCAUACCAGUGCUCCCAGUGUGAUAAGACAUUCAGAUAUGCAUCAAACCUAAGAGUUCACCAGCACGUUCAUGCAGGGGAGCACACUAAUUCACGUGUCCUUUUCAGAGCUUCAAGCCCCGCCUCUUCAGGUGAAGACAUGAAGACAGAACCUGUGAUGGACAGCACAGAUUACACAGGGCUGGAGCUCAGAUCCAGUUUGAUUAAAAGUGAAGACGCAGAGGAGAGUAUAGAGGGGAAGAAUGGAUGUGGGAUGAGCAGGGAGGAAGAACUCAUUCUCUCCAACAUAAAGGAAGAGGAGGAGGAAGGUGGGGAGAGGCAGAGGGAGGAGGUGAAGACGGAGGAUGGUGUGAAAGAUGAAGAGGUUGAAAGAAAUGAUCGGAACCCGGAAACUGAGGGGGAUGAACAGGGGGUGGGAGUUGUAAUGAACCAAACCCUCCAGACUGACAGGAUAUCAGAUUUCAAGCAGGAAGAGGAAAGCAUGGUUGCUUCCUUUGUUAUCAAACAGUCUACAGUAUCCUCCCUUGGAUCUCCUGUCAUCUCCUCCAGGGCUGGAAAAACAGGGCUGUCUGAUGUGUUUGCCUGUUCCCAGUGUGAGAAGAGCUUCAAGACUCCAUCUCAGUUGACGAUACAUCAGCGAACCCAUACAGGGGAGCGUCCAUACCACUGCUCCCAGUGUGGGAAGAGUUUUCGUCAGUCAGGUGGUCUAACGGCACACCAGCGCGUUCAUUCAGGGGAGCGCCCGUACCCCUGCCCCCAGUGUGAGAUGAGCUUCAAGAGUUCAACACACUUGACUCUACAUGAGCGAACCCAUAGAGGUGAGCGCCCAUACCACUGCUCCCAAUGUGGACAGACGUUCCGUCAUUCCAACACUCUGAAGCUACACCAGCAAAGUCAUACAGGAGAACGGCCUUACCAGUGCUCCCAGUGUGGAGAAACCUUCAAGUGUCUCAGCAGUCUGAAAUCGCAUCAGCGGCGUCAUACAGGAGAACGCCCAUACCAGUGCUCCCAGUGUGAGAAGAGCUUUGGUCAUCUUAGUAGUCUGAAGUCACACCAGCGUUGUCAUACAGGGGAGCGCCCAUACCUCUGCUCCCUGUGUGGGAAGAGCUUCCAAAAGAAAGGGAAUCUGACUGUACACCAGCGAAUCCAUACAGGUGAGCACCCAUACCUCUGCUCACAGUGUGGGAAGAGCUUCCAAAGUAAAGCGAACCUGACAGUACACCAGCGAACCCAUACAGGUGAGCGCCCAUACCACUGCUCCCAAUGUGAACAGACAUUCCGUCAUUCCACCAGUCUGAAGUCACACCUGCGUUGCCAUACGGGGGAGCGGCCAUACCACUGCACCCAGUGCGAGAAGAGCUUUAAAUGUAAAUCUCACUUGAUGGUACACCAGCGAACCCAUGUAAGAGAGCAGGUGCACCAAUGCUCCCAGUGUGGGAAGAAAUUCAGCUGUAAAGCAUACCUGACUGAACACCAGCGAGUUCAUACGGGAGAGCGCCCAUACCAGUGCUCCCAGUGUGAUAAGACCUACAGAUUCGCAUCAAACCUAACUGCCCACCAGCACGUUCAUGCAGGGGAGCACACAUAACCCUGUCUCCAGUGUGGGAACAGCUUCACGUGUAAAUCAAACUUGAAUUUACACCAGGAUAUCCUUGCAGGAGUGUGCCCUAAGUGUUAACAGAGUCAAUAAAUUAGUCACAUGGUUAUCCAAAGCGCUGUACAAUUGAUGCUUCUCAUUCACCCAUUCAUACGCUCACUCACACACACACCGAUGGCGAUUGGCUGCCAUGCAAGGCACCGACCAGCUCGUCAGGAGCAUUUGGGGGUUAGGUGUCUUGCUCAGGGACACUUCGACACAGCCCGGGCAGGGGAUCAAACCGGCAACCAUUCAACUGCCAGACAACUGCUCUUACUGCCUGAGCCAUGUCGCCCCGUACACAUUACACCUACAUUCAAAAUGUGAAUACUGGUGCAUCCCUACAAAACUCCCUGGUGGGACUAAACCAUGAUCCUGGCUAAUUGCACUCUGCCAUUCACUACGUGUAUGACGGUGUUCA